AUGGGCUCUUCUCCGAUCACAAUGAGGUCCAUUCUCACAGUCUUUCUACUAGUGAUUCAACUAGCCUCAGCCCUCAAAUUUGAGCUGCACGCUUCAUCCAGCAAGAACGAGCGAUGCAUCCGCAACUUUGUCGCGAAGGACCAGUUGGUAGUUGUGACAGCCAUUGUCAGUGGGCAGAAAGGUGAUGGGCAGAAAGUCAACAUGCAUAUUAAGGAUUCUAUGGGUAAUGACCACGGUCGUCCCAAGGAUAUCGUUGGUGAAGUGCGCCAGGCCUUUACCUCGACUGCUGAUACUGCUUUCGACGUGUGCGUAGAGAACCAACUUUCCGGACGCAGCGGCAACUCCAAUCCAUCCCGUGAAGUCGAGCUCGACAUCGAAAUUGGCGCCGAUGCCCGCGACUGGUCCAGCGUUCAGGCACAGGAGAAGCUCAAGCCCGUCGAGACCGAUCUCCGCCGUAUCGAAGAGAUGGUCCAGGAUAUCGUUACAGAGAUGGAGUACCUGCGUGCUCGUGAGCAGCGUCUGCGCGAUACAAACGAGAGCACCAACGAGCGCGUAAAGUGGUUCGCUUUCGGCACUAUGGGCAUGCUUGUUGGUCUUGGAGCUUGGCAGGUUGUUUACCUGCGUGCUUACUUCCGAUCUAAGCAUCUGAUCUAA
This is a messenger RNA of Penicillium taxi, 654 nucleotides long. Its product is annotated as p24 family protein. Gene Ontology annotation, biological process: intracellular protein transport; Golgi organization; endoplasmic reticulum to Golgi vesicle-mediated transport. Gene Ontology annotation, cellular component: Golgi apparatus; endoplasmic reticulum-Golgi intermediate compartment; endoplasmic reticulum. The transcript has 3 exons. Bases 1 to 654 code for a protein of 217 amino acids. The record is from RefSeq and is a predicted model, not a curated record. NCBI's taxonomy places the organism in Eukaryota, Fungi, Ascomycota, Eurotiomycetes, Eurotiales, Aspergillaceae.